AUGUCUCAAUCAGGGGAACCGAGUAGCCCGAGUAGCCUUGUUGUCCAUGUGCUGUGCCCUUCCGUUCCAGCGCCGAAUCGAUUCACGUUUGACAACCUUUCCUUGAACACCACCGUCGCAGACCUCAAAGCCCGGCUUUCACGCUCCAUCCAAUCUCAGCCCGCUGUAGACGAUCAAAGGCUGUUCUACCUGGGAAAGCCACUCUUAGACGAUGGCGCGACCCUGCAGUCACUUUUCGGGCCGCUGAAUGGCUCUGAGUUCUCGAUACACCUUGUUCUCCCCCCUUCUCAGCCUCAAACCUCGAAAUCCACCUCCUCCACUGCAAGUUAUGAUUCUCUUUCUUCAUACCAAGCAAGCACUAGCAUACCGAGAGACAACACGUCACAGUAUUCUACUGAGCAAAUGAACCCUAGAGCAAGACACAGGCCCCCUGGUCAGUUGAGUCAGACUGACAUGGCACGUGCUUUGCAAGAGAGUGCCCGCCGGCGUCUCAUGGAAUUGAAUCAACGAAAUGGAGGAUUUCCCCAUCAUCGAAGCUGGGACUCGGCCCUCUGGACAUCGUCGCGCCAGCUCCAUCGAUCACCAUUGCAUAUACCGGAGCCGUCAGCACCUGGUACACAUACUACAGCACCUUUUGUGGCGACUCCUACCUCGCCGUAUUCGGCUUCGGGGCAUGAGCUACAGCUUCCUGGCGAGGUCCAACCGCGGCUGAGACUGCUCAAACAAUAUAUUAGCCUGGCGGAAGAACAGCUAAAUUGCGGCAUUGCGCCCCCGUUAGACCAUGUAAUUCAACUCCGCACGCAACUGUUUAAACUACUGGACGACCAACUGCAAAGGCCUCUCUCCGAACGAGGCGAACACCUUGAACCAUUGGUCUCUCGAGUUUUUGAGAUUUCCUCGCGCUCGGAUAUUCUCCGCCAACGCCAUUUGCUGACUGUGCACCAUGGCUCUCCCAGGGCAGCGGCUCCUAUGUACCUUCUCUCUUCACCCAAUGGCUACCAGGCUGUUGUUGCAUCGCCAACCGCAGCAGAUACCUCGCGGCAUUACUCCUGGGCUCGUGGAACAACACCUUCCGCCAGUAAUGCGCCCAUGCCAGAUGCACAGCAACCACACGCGGAGGCAGCUGUUAUGGAGAACGUAGUCCGUCAAGCUGUGCUCAACCAGCGGCCUGCUGUCGCCGACGGUCAAUUGGGCUUGGGUCGGAACCUACGGCGACUGUGGCUUUUUGUGCGGCUAUAUUUCUUCUGCUUCAUGUUCAGUCCCGCUGGGACUUGGACCCGUAUUAUUUACGUUGCUUUAGCCGUAGUGGCAUCGAUCCUUUCAGAGACUAGUGUCCCACGACGGGUGUAUGAAUUAAUCCUCGCCCCUGUUCAGAGACACCUCGAAGGGUUGGUGCACUUUGCGCCAGAGGAGCCACUUCCGCCACGCGCACAAGGUACGGAAGGGACUGGUGACGACGCUACAACGAACCAGAUGGGAAUUCGGAAUGACCAUGACGCCAACUGGACUGCUGGUUUGCACCACAGUUUGCGAAGAGUGGAGCGAUCCGCAGCUCUCUUUAUCGCCAGCUUAGUGCCUGGCGUAGGAGAGAGGCACAUCGAGGUACGCAACGCGGCGGAGGCCGCACGCAAUGCUGAACUGGCACGUCAGGAAGAGGAGCGGCGCCGACAAGAGGAAGAAGCUGCCUCAGCUGCAACCGGAGAACAGGAGACAGAGGACCAGCCGCAGGCGGGAGAUGCAGCGGUGUCGGAUUGGAGCACUCGCGCAAGUACAGGGAGCCCAACCCCAACUGAACGCCAACCCUCGAUACCCCAAGAAGCCUCGCCAUGA
Aspergillus calidoustus is the source of this 1830-nucleotide messenger RNA. The record is from the annotation of a GenBank genome assembly. Lineage: Eukaryota; Fungi; Ascomycota; Eurotiomycetes; Eurotiales; Aspergillaceae.